UUAAAUUGGUCACGUGGGUGCAACGUUGUAGCAGCAGUAGCAGGGAUGAAGAAAGGGAAUUGGCGUGACAGGGGCAGGGACCGAAGGCGACUCGGUUACCGCUCUGACUGGCAAAGGGACAACGCAAGGCACAGAACACAGGAACAAAGGUAUGGCAGUAGUGAAGCAGGCCCCUCCUACAGAGACAGGACCCCAGAGAGUAGGCCUAUUUCUAAUAGUGCAGCCUCCUCCUCCUCCUCCUCUGCUGCUCCAGAGCUGCCGGGGUUCUACUUUGACGCUGAGAAGAACCGUUACUUCCGGCUGCUGCCGGGCCAUAACAACUGUAACCCUCUGACCAGAGGGCUGCUGCAGGAGAGAGAGCAGGAGAAACACAGGGCCAGGAUGAUCACUGAGGACGAGAGGCCCAGGAAGAAAGCACCAAGAACAGGCCUGAACUCAGCUCUGCUGCUGCAGAAAAGACACCUGGGUCUGCUGCCUGGGAACUCUUACAGUAGGCUGAUCCAUGAGAUGAAGGUGAGUGGGAUGAGACGUCACAGACUGGAGGUCCAGAGCUCUGACAGCAGCAGUCCCAACACAGACAACUUUAGACUCAUAGUGGGUGACUCUGCAUGUGAGCGAGUGUUCACGGUUAACGACGUGUCUCACGGAGGCUGCAAGUACGGCAUCAUGAACUUCAGAGGCUGCAGCAGGGGCUCCCUGUCUGUCGAGAUGUGUGACAACCUCUACUUUACAAAUAGAAAGGUGAACUCUAUCUGCUGGGCCUCCGUCACCCACUCUGACUCACACGUCCUCCUGUGUCUGGUGGGCAUGGCAGAGACUCCUGGCUGUGUCAGUUUACUACCAGCCUCGCUCUUCAGCAACUCCAACCCAGACCAGCCGGGGAUGCUGUGUAGCUUUAAGAUCUCUACAGCCUGGUCCUGUGCCUGGUGUCUCAACCCUCAGGCCGACAAAACAUUUAGCACUGGUCUGUCUCGCAGGGUGAUAGUGACGGACGCAGUGACGGGCAGGAGACAGACGUAUGGCAUCGGCAGUGAUGUGUUGGCACAGCAGUUUGCCCUCAGGGCUCCGGUCCUGUUUAAUGGCUGUAGGUCAGGAGAGAUCUUCAGUAUCGACCUGCGUCAGAAAGGCAGACGGGACCACAGCUGGAAGGCCUGCAGGUUCUACCAGGACUCUGCUAUCACCUCCGUACGAAUACUACAGGAUGAGAACUACCUACUGGCCGCGGACAUGAUUGGAGAGAUCAAGCUGUGGGAUGUACGAGUAACAAAACCAGUGCAGAAGUACGAGGGUCAUCAUAACCAACACGCCUACUUACCCCUCCACGUCAACGAACCUGAGGGACUGCUGAUGGCUGUGGGUCAGGACUGCUACACCCGUCUGUGGUCUCUGGCGGACGGCCAGCUCCUGAGGACCAUCCCAUCUCCCCACCCUGCUGGGAAGGACAUGAUCCCCAGCGUGGUCUUCUCCUCCCAGCUAGGAGGCAGCAGAGGCCUGCCUGGUCUCCUCAUGGCUGUCAGGCACGAUCUGUACUACUUCCCUUAUAACAGUGACUACCAGGAGGGAGGAGGGGUAGUAGCAGAGGCAGCCUGCUAGGGGAGGGCUUGGCUGAGGCAGCCUGCUAGGGGAGGGCUUGGCUGAGGCAGCCUGCUAGGGGAGGGCUUGGCUGAGGCAGCCUGCUAGGGGAGGGCUUGGCUGAGGCAGCCUGCUAGGGGAGGGCUUGGCUGAGGCAGCCUGCUAGGGGAGGGCUUGGCUGAGGCAGCCUGCUAGGGGAGGGCUUGGCUGAGGCAGCCUGCUAGGGGAGGGCUUGACUGGACCUUGGUUAAAAGGGGUAGUAGUCAGGGGCUCACUACUCU
Messenger RNA from Salvelinus fontinalis (brook trout), 1853 nucleotides. RefSeq names its product DDB1- and CUL4-associated factor 4-like. Gene Ontology annotation, molecular function: protein binding. Gene Ontology annotation, cellular component: Cul4-RING E3 ubiquitin ligase complex. The coding region runs from base 46 to 1593 and encodes 515 amino acids. NCBI's taxonomy places the organism in Eukaryota, Metazoa, Chordata, Actinopteri, Salmoniformes, Salmonidae. The record is from RefSeq and is a predicted model, not a curated record. The transcript has 14 exons.